Postia placenta MAD-698-R-SB12 is the source of this 840-nucleotide messenger RNA. RefSeq lists its product as hypothetical. Bases 1 to 840 code for a protein of 279 amino acids. The record is from RefSeq and is a predicted model, not a curated record. The transcript is spliced from 3 exons. NCBI's taxonomy places the organism in Eukaryota, Fungi, Basidiomycota, Agaricomycetes, Polyporales, Adustoporiaceae.
AUGACUCGCUUGGAGCUCAAGUGGCAGGUCACCACUGGCUCUAUUAUUGGGUCCAAUCUUGCUGCUACCUCCUCUGCCACUGCAUUUGUCACCAAAAGCCACGGCAACAGCAGCAAGCCUCGCAAGACCUGUUCGAACUGCAACAUGACUGGGCAUGAGAUUGCCGACUGUUUCCAGCUGGGUGGUGCUAUGGAAGGCAAGUGUGCUGAGGUUCUCACCACAAAAUGCCCUUGUCUCGACAAAGGGAAAUCCGGUGGCUCUAAGGUCCUCCAUGACCCCGAUGGCCGCAUGUUCAUGCUGUCCAAUACCGGGGACACUAUGUACAUCGACACUACUGCGAGCAUGGCAUCCUCUUCUGCAGCCAAGGCACCAUCCACAAAAUUUGCCAGCCUCACUGUCGACACCCCUGAUCCAGUCGACCUGUGGGCCUUUCCGACGCUCUCUCCGGCAGACACCUUCAAAUACAGCACCCUCACCAGAUCCCUCACCGAUGAAGACACUGCCUCUGUCGACUGGGGGCACCACUCGUCCACUGCGUCGGUUACUGCUCUUGCCACUGCCGCUCCUGCUGCUGCCGCUGCCCUUGGCACUGCUCCAUUCUUCUUCGACUUCAGUGCAUCUACCCACCUUUCUCCUUGCAAGGACAAUUUCUCUGAUCUUGUGGCCAUUGCUCCUCAUGGGAUCCGCGGCAUUAAUGGCUCUGUGAUCUAUAUGCAUGGUGUCAGCACCAUUGUCUUGGCCAUACCAAUUAUUGCACUGUCUCUGACAUGGCUCAGGCCGACCUUCUACCAGGGGGUGAACGAGCUAUGCAACAGUUGGGACUGGUGUAUGUGGACUUAA